Messenger RNA from Pectinophora gossypiella (pink bollworm), 1274 nucleotides. RefSeq lists its product as uncharacterized. The record is from RefSeq and is a predicted model, not a curated record. Gene Ontology annotation, biological process: recombinational repair. Lineage: Eukaryota; Metazoa; Arthropoda; Insecta; Lepidoptera; Gelechiidae. The transcript has 5 exons. The coding region runs from base 204 to 1220 and encodes 338 amino acids.
UGACACACUAGUAGUGGUAGUGACAGACAGACUAGUUGACAAACUUGAAAAUAGACUGCAAAAAUCUUUUCAAACAACCGCUCAACUUCGAUCACUUAUUUUAGAAAUUAUUUUCAUACAUUCAACAGUUACUUCUUCUGCAUUUCAUUAUAGUAAUUGUUUACUAGGUACUUAAAUUAACAUUAUCUUAUGAUUUUAUUAAAAUGUUUGAAUCGGAUGAUUUCGAUCAGGUUCUCUCUCAGUUUGACUUUCCCGAAGCAGUUGGCAAAAAUAAUCUCAACACGCAACUUCCAGAAAACAAAAGUUAUAGUCUGGUAACAGAGACGAAAGUAAACAAAAGUAAUGAAAAUACUACAGAAUUUGAGUUAAUGAAAUAUAAUAUAUCAAUUAGCUGUAAUAAUACUGUGCAAGUUUCAAAUAAAAACAAACCUGUUACUAUUAAUGGGGGUACCAAAGGUUCUACUGUUUCACCAAAACAUACAAAGAGAAAAAUAAUCAAUUCUCACUUUGAUCACAAAACAAAGAGGAAGUUCCCGGGGCCAGCGGGAUUGUUGACAGGGACACUUGAGGAGAAUAAAGAUGAAACCAUUGGCCAAAUGGAACUUUUAUCUCAGGAUAUAGAAUUUUCCCAAAAUGUUAUUCAGGACUUUUUUGAGUCACCUCUUUGGCUGCGUUUACUAGAGGAUGUUAAAGUGUGGAAUCUGUGUGAUAUUGACCCAGUGAAGAGUAUCAAAGAGCAGGCGUUAGCUGGUAAUCUUCAGAGGAGAAAGGCCCAGACAGUAGUGGCAUUUGUUGAGUCUGUGGAUAGAUCUGUCAUAGAUCCUUUGAUUACAUUGAGGGAUGCUACAGGACAUAUAAAAUGCACACUACACCGAGAUGCAUGGUCUACUUUCUCACCAUACAUAGUAUCAGAAUACUGUGCACUUGUGCUAUGGAAGCCUACAGUGUUGACCACAGGAAGUGCCUUCAAGAAACAUUACCUUAAUAUAACUUUGAGCAAUAUCUAUGCUAUAUACAGUUCUGCAGUGUUGAAGGAUGAAGAGAAGCAGUUACCUGCUGGAUACACUUGGGUUUACGAGGAAGAUUUCACUGUGAUAAAGACUGAGAGAACAAUGAUGGAUCUAGGUUCAAACAUUGUUGAUAUCAAUGGCAAGACUGGAGCUGAUGAUAACAAUCUGCUUGAUGAUUUAGAUAGCAUAUUUUCAGAUGACUUGUUUUAAGCCUACUGUUACAUUAAGGGUAACAUCAAAAUAAAACUAUAUUUUCAAUAACAA